CGUCAUGGGCAACACCCCCGCCCGGCCCACUGACGUAAAUGUGAGCAGAUCUUCAGGUCACCCUGGAGCUCGGCCCACCACUGACAGACAAAUAGAGGGACACAUGAACAGUAGUACACUGGGACUACAGAAACUCAACCCAACCCUUCGUCCUCAGCACUAAACUAGGCUUUUAGAGAAAGACAUCCCGAUUAUGGUGGCUGUUUGAGAGAGAGAAAGAUGCCGCAGAAAGACACGCUGCUACAUCUCUUCGCCGGGGGGUGUAGUGGUACUGUGGGGGCCAUCGUGACGUGCCCUCUGGAGGUGUUGAAGACUCGGUUGCAGUCUUCUGGUCUCGCCCUCAGACCGGUCUUCCAGGUACAGCUGGGUACAUUGAGCGGCACCGGGGUAAUCCGACCGGGCACUGUUACACCAGGGUUGCUGCAGGUCCUACGAUCAAUCCUUGAAAAAGAGGGACCAAGAUCACUUUUCCGUGGCCUGGGGCCUAACCUUGUUGGCGUGGCUCCUUCAAGGGCCAUUUAUUUUGCUGCAUACUCGAAAUCUAAAGAGACCUUCAAUGGGCUGUUUGUGCCUAACAGUGGAGUGGUGCACAUGUCGUCUGCUGGUGCUGCAGCUUUCGUUACUAACUCUCUAAUGAACCCCAUCUGGAUGGUCAAGACCAGGAUGCAGCUGGAAAAAAAAGCCAGAGGAGAAAAAAAGAUGAACGCAUUGCAGUGCGCCCGCUAUGUUUACAAAAGUGAAGGAAUCCGGGGCUUCUACCGAGGUCUGACUGCAUCGUAUGCUGGCAUCUCGGAGACCAUGAUCUGCUUCCUCAUCUACGAGACACUGAAAAAACACAUCGCUAAGAGCCAGCUAAACUCCCCGAAUAGUGAAAACGAGAAAAGAGCGUCAGACUUCUUGAGACUGAUGUUGGCAGCUGCAUUUUCAAAGGGUUGUGCGUCCUGCAUAGCCUACCCACAUGAGGUCAUUCGGACACGGCUGCGUGAGGAAGGCAGCAAGUACAAGUAUUUCUUCCAAACGGGGAGGUUAAUAAUGGUGGAAGAAGGCUACGCAGCUUUUUAUAGAGGACUCAUUCCACAGCUCAUUAGACAAAUCCCCAACACAGCCAUCGUCCUCUCCUCGUAUGAACUCAUUGUCCAUCUGCUCGGGGACUCCAAAUGAAGAAGAGCUUGAAAGUUGGGUUUUUUUUUCUGACAAUGGACGCUUAUAAAAAAACUCAACACACACUGAGCGAGAGACUUGAAAAAUGCAUCACAUACAUUUUUCUAUGUAGUGCCACAGAGACUUAUGGUGAAAGCGAAGCAGGUUGUGCUGUUAUCCAAAGAGCUUAACGUAUAGUUUUAUCAGAGCUUAUCGUUGGAAGUUGAGAAUGUUCAAAGUCGAGGUACUUCAGUCAAACUCUAAACCUGUGGAAAGAGGUCAUCUUCUUUGAGGACUAGUGUUAAGUUAACUAAAUUAUUUGAUGUUUUGUUAUUUUAUGACUGUUUGUUUUCUUUUCUCAGUGGUAAAUGUACCCACUCACAUGACCGUGCAGUUUGACUCAUUUACUUUAUGAUAGUGGGUUAUUCAGAUGGAGUGCUAGUUAUAGUGCUGUUCCUUGCAUUUUUUAUGACUGCACAUAUCAUUUUGAGAUUUCUGAUUCACAAAUGCAAUGCUCUGGUUUUAAAGUUUGAAUUACAGAGAAAUUUAUCAUAUUUUUUGUUAAUAUAUACAUCAACAAAUUCUGUAUAUAUGAAUACAGGCUUAUCUGUAUGUUUUCUUUGUGAAAAAGAUAGCUAAAUUUACCAGAUAAUGAGAACGUGGAUGCUUAUUUGACCAGUGGUUCAAUAAAGUGCAUCAUGAAAAGUACCAGCUGGUUUUGGUUCCUGAUGUUAAUAAAGUAAGUCUGUAAAACGGA
This is a messenger RNA of Notolabrus celidotus (New Zealand spotty), 1897 nucleotides long. It is a transcript of the gene slc25a33, whose product is annotated as solute carrier family 25 member 33. Lineage: Eukaryota; Metazoa; Chordata; Actinopteri; Labriformes; Labridae. Gene Ontology annotation, biological process: pyrimidine nucleotide import into mitochondrion. The transcript has 7 exons. Gene Ontology annotation, cellular component: mitochondrion. The record is from RefSeq and is a predicted model, not a curated record. The coding region runs from base 220 to 1161 and encodes 313 amino acids. Gene Ontology annotation, molecular function: pyrimidine nucleotide transmembrane transporter activity.